UCUUUGCUUUUCCAGAUUUCGGGUUAUCAUCAUUGACCAAUCAAACAUUGUGCAGAGCUCUCUCUCUCUACUUACCAGCUCGGUGUGGUCUCUUGUCAUUGUCGGUCAACCGACGCCUAUUCUCCAUUUCUCUCUUCUUUCCCAAGCCUUCUUUCUGCAGGCCUAAUCGCAAAAGAGACAAUUUGGGGUGGUGCACAAUGGGAUAUGCAAAUGGUCUUCUAUGUCCGCAGGGGAAGCAGCCACUUCUCUCUUUUGGGAUCAUAUCAGAUGUCCAAUAUGCUGAUAUUCCUGAUGGCUGCUCAUUCCUUGGUGUUCCUAGGUAUUAUCGACACAGCGUUUGUGUGUUGCAGAGGGCAGUUCAGAAAUGGAAUCAAGAAAAGCCAAAAUUUGUUCUUCAUUUUGGUGACAUUGUUGAUGGGUUUUGUCCCAAAGACCAGUCAAUGAUUGCUGUGAAGAAAAUUGUUGAUGAAUUUGAUAAGUUCAAUGGCCCUGUUUAUCACAUGAUUGGCAAUCACUGCCUUUACAAUCUUCCUCGGGAUAAGUUGCUUCCUCUGUUGAGAAUUCCUGGCCAUGAUGGACGUGCCUAUUUUGAUUUUUCUCCAAUUCCAGAAUACAGAUUUGUAAUCUUAGAUGGUUAUGAUAUCAGUGCCAUUGGUUGGCCAGAGGAUCACCCUAAUACUUUGAAGGCCUUAAAAGUUCUUCAGGAGAGAAACCCAAAUUCAGACAAAAACAGUCCAAAUGGACUUGUGGGAUUAGAGAGAAGGUUUCUCAAGUUCAACGGAGGCGUUGGGAAAGAACAAUUGGAAUGGCUGGAUCAUGUCCUUCAGGAAGCUACAGAGUUGAAUCAAAAUGUAGUAGUGUGUUGCCAUCUGCCUUUGGAUCCUGGAGCUUCAUCUUUUGCAGCAUUGUUGUGGAAUUACGAUGAAGUGAUGGACGUGAUUCAUCGUUAUAGCUGUGUGAAGGUCUGUAUAGGUGGACACGCCCAUAAAGGUGGACAGUCGGUUGACUCCCAUGGUGUACAUCAUCGGGUCCUUGAAGCAGCUCUUGAGUGUCCUCCCGGAACUGAUGCUUUUGGACACAUUGAUGCUUUCAGUGAUAGAUUAUCACUUUUUGGUAAUGAUAGAAUGAAGAGCAGUGAGAUGGUUUUUGGUCACUAGACCAUACUUGCAACCAAAAAUAAAAAGCUACAGGUGUAAAGUUUACCCACUUUUAGUGGUUAUAUAUAUGAUGUCAACUAUACGGUAUGUUGAGAAAGCAUAAUUCCCAGGAAAUGCAAGACGGGCAUGGUUUUGAUGUAAGUUCUGUUGCUUACACCCAGAUAUUGCGGCUACUCCGUGAAUGAGGUACGUAUUGGACUCUAUUCUUGACUUCCAGGGUGUCCUGAAAAUUCCUGUUUGUCGAUUUAGGUUUAGCCUGAAUCCUUAAAGAGUUCCAAAAGUUGCUUCUGUCCUGUAAUAAACAUGGUUGUACUCUGGAUGAAUUAGUAAAGUUAACCACGGAUACAUUAAUCAUGCGUCUCUACUCU
Messenger RNA from Nicotiana attenuata, 1525 nucleotides. RefSeq names its product manganese-dependent ADP-ribose/CDP-alcohol diphosphatase-like. The record is from RefSeq and is a predicted model, not a curated record. The transcript is spliced from 2 exons. The coding region runs from base 198 to 1157 and encodes 319 amino acids. Gene Ontology annotation, molecular function: 2',3'-cyclic-nucleotide 2'-phosphodiesterase activity; ADP-ribose diphosphatase activity; manganese ion binding. NCBI's taxonomy places the organism in Eukaryota, Viridiplantae, Streptophyta, Magnoliopsida, Solanales, Solanaceae.